Culex pipiens pallens (northern house mosquito) is the source of this 2598-nucleotide messenger RNA. RefSeq lists its product as uncharacterized. The record is from RefSeq and is a predicted model, not a curated record. Lineage: Eukaryota; Metazoa; Arthropoda; Insecta; Diptera; Culicidae. Bases 72 to 2495 code for a protein of 807 amino acids. Gene Ontology annotation, biological process: DNA integration. Gene Ontology annotation, molecular function: nucleic acid binding. The transcript has a single exon.
CACGCAUCGUGGCCUCUUCCAGUACAACCGACUGCCGCCUGGAGUCAAGCCGGCGCCUGGAGCCUUCCAGCAUGGUUGCCGGCAUUCCUGGAGUCAAAACGUAUCUGGACGACAUCCUCAUCGCUGGCCGCACCAGAGAGGAUCACGAUCGCAGUCUUCGCGCUGUUCUCGAGCGCGUGCGUGAGUAUGGCUUUCACUUACGCAUCGAAAAGUGCCGUUUCACCCUGCCACAGAUCAAGUUCCUCGGACACAUCGUGGACAAAGAUGGCAUUAGGCCCGAUCCAUCCAAGACGGAGGCCAUCGCCCAGAUGCAGCCGCCGAAGGAUGUCCAGCAGCUGAGGUCCUACCUCGGCGCAAUCAACUACUACGGACGGUUCGUGAAGCAGAUGAAGCAGCUCCGGGCUCCCCUGGACAACCUGCUCAAGAAGGACGCACCCUGGCGCUGGUCCGCAGAAUGCCAGAAAUCGUUCGAGCAGUUCAAGGCCAUCCUGCUUUCCGAUCUACUGCUCACCCACUAUGACCCGUCCAAGGAGAUCGUUGUCGCAGCAGAUGCAUCGAAGUACGGCCUCGGCGCCGUCAUCAUGCACCGAUUCCCGUCCGGUGAGGUGAAGGCCAUCGCACACGCCUCUCGCUCACUGACGCCGGCGGAGAUGAAUUACGGACAAGUGGAGAAGGAAGCCCUGGCCCUGGUUUUCGCUGUCACGCGAUUCCACAAGAUGCUGUACGGACGCCACUUCCUCCUGCAAACCGACCAUCAACCGCUGCUCAAGGUAUUCGGCUCGAAGAAAGGCAUUCCUGUCUACACGGCGAAUCGUCUUCAACGCUGGGCCUUGACGUUCCUGCUGUACGACUUCGACAUCCAGCACGUUUCGACGACGGCUUUCGGCUACGCUGAUUUCCUCUCCCGGCUGAUGUCAUCCCAAAGCCGGCCAGACGAGGAUUACGUGAUUGCCGCCGUCUACGUCGAAUCCGAAGCCAGAGCCAUCCUCGACGACUCAAUCAGCAACCUUCCAGUCACUCACAAGAUGAUCGUGGCUGAGACGCGAAAGGAUCCAGUUCUCCAGCAAGUGGUGAGUUUCCUCAACGAAGGUUGGCCAGCGAGCGCCAAGCUGAUUGCUGACCCUGACGUCAGAAAGUUCUUCGCUCGGCGCGAUGGACUCCAAGUCGUCGACGACUGUGUGAUUUUCGGCGAUCGGAUCGUCGUGCCCCUCAAGUUCCGCAAACGGAUCAUUCGCCAACUGCAUCGUGGACACCCAGGGAUGGACCGCAUGAAGUCUCUGGCCCGCAGCUACGUUUACUGGCCGAACGUAGACGACGAUGUGGUGCAGUUUGUUCGCCAGUGCAAACCGUGCGCUGCUGCAGCGAAAUCCCCGACGAAGGCGACCCUCGAGUCGUGGCCUCUCCCGGACAGGCCGUGGCAACGUGUCCACAUCGACUACGCUGGACCAGUCGAUGGUUACUACUACUUCGUCAUCGUGGAUGCCUACUCCAAGUGGCCCGAGAUCUUCCGCACUCGUGCCAUAACCGCAACUGCAACCCUGGACAUGCUUCGUGAGACCUGUUCCCGUUACGGCAACCCGGACGUCCUGGUCUCAGACAACGGAACGCAGUUCACCAGCGGGCAGUUCGAGGAGUUUUGCCGUGCGAAUGGUGUUACCCAUCUCCGCACUGCGCCCUACCACCCGCAGUCAAACGGCCAAGCGGAGCGAUUCGUUGACUCACUCAAACGUGGCCUCAAGAAGUUGAGUGAGGGGGAAGGCUCGCCCACACUGGAGCACCUGCAAACGUUCUUGUCGGUGUACCGUUCCACGCCCAACCGGAACACACCAAACAUGACGUCUCCAGCUGAAGCAUUCCUUGGACGACCGGUGCGCACCACACUGGACCUGCUGAAGAAGCCUGUUCCUGCCACACCGGUCGCCGUCAACCACAAGCAAAACGAGCAGUUCAACCGUCGGCAUGGAGCCGUCAAACGCGAGUUCAAGGACGAUGACCUGGUCUACGCCGAGUACCACCAGCGCAACACCAAGUCCUGGAUUCCCGGCCGUGUCGUCGAACGGAAAGGUUCCGUUAACUACAUCGUGCAGCUGGACCUGGAAGGAAGACAGAGGAUCGUGAGUUCGCACGUCAACCAAUUACGCCCUCGCUACGAUGCUGAAGUUCCUGACCAAGUCCAACAACGUCUACCGUGGGAGAUCCUGAUCGAAGAAGCUCGACCGAUGCUGUUAGACGACCAGGAAGAACCUGAAGCUCCCAUCGAGAUCGACAUCCCUGUUCCGGACAGUCCCGCACCUCCAGCCCUGCCUGGAACUGAAGAUCCAUUGGAAGGUGGAUCUGGCACAAACCCAUUUGUGCUGCCUGAAGAAGAUGCCGUACCCGCCGACAAGCCCGUAACGCCGCCGAAGCCGCCGACACCGAUACUUCCUGUUGGUCCACGACGUCCCGUUCGACCGUCCAGGAUUCCACAGUGGCUGAAUUUGUACGACAUCUCUUAAGGGGGAGAUGUAGCAGGCCUUGACCUGCACAGCUGAUGCAAGUCAGUUCAAUCCCGACUAGCAAACCAGUCGGAUGCAAAUAAACAGUUUUUCCGCUACAACU